AUGGUUCCGACUUCAUGGGUGAGCGCCUUGUCGUGCAAUUUGCUCGCGGCUCCACCCGUCCUCGCGAGUAUGGUCACCCCGAGCAGCGCGCUCCUCCUCGCCCGCGCCGCACUGUCCACCGCAUGUCCAUCACUGGCCUUCCUUUCGAGACCAGCUGGCAGGAUCUGAAGGACUUCGCUCGCCAGCCUGGUCUUGACGUUGUCUACUCCGAAGUUGGACGCGAACGCGAUGGCAGCGGCAACGGAAAAGGUUUCGUCGAGUAUGAGACCGCUGCCGACCUGGUUUCCGCCGUAGAGAAGUUGGACGGACAGGAGUUUAAGGGAGCCACUGUCCGUUGCAUUUCUGAUACCCAGUCAGAGAUUCCUCGCAUGCCACCACCACCUCCCCGCGAUUCUCGCUACCGCUCGCGCUCACCUCCUCCUCGCCGUGGCGGCGGUGGCGGCUAUGGUGCACCUCCCAUGGAUGAUUACUAUGCAGAUCGCCGAGGUCCUCCUCGUGGUGCUGGCGGCUACAGCCCUCGUCGCGACGACAGCUACCGUCGUAGAAGCCCCCCACCUCGCUACUACGAUGAUCGCAGAGACCCAUACCCCCGCUCUCCCCCUCCUCGUGCCCGUGGACCCCCUGUCGACGAGUACGCACCACCCAGAAGCCGCGCUUACCCCGCCGAUGAUGGCUACGGCGCUCCACCUCCGGCUCGCCGCUAUGAAGCCGACCCCUACGCCAAUGGUCACGGAAGAGAGCCCAGAGAGCCUAGAGAGCCCAGGGAGCCUAGAGAGCCUUACGGUCGUCCUCCCAGCCCUCCUCCCAGACGUGAGCGUGGCUACGAUGCGGGCUAUGACCGUAGACCUUACUGGUGAUUAUCCUC
This is a messenger RNA of Aureobasidium subglaciale EXF-2481, 865 nucleotides long. RefSeq lists its product as uncharacterized. The transcript is spliced from 4 exons. Lineage: Eukaryota; Fungi; Ascomycota; Dothideomycetes; Dothideales; Saccotheciaceae. The coding region runs from base 15 to 857 and encodes 280 amino acids. The record is from RefSeq and is a predicted model, not a curated record. Gene Ontology annotation, cellular component: cytoplasm; nucleus; ribonucleoprotein complex. Gene Ontology annotation, molecular function: mRNA binding.